AUGACUGAGAAAGUAAUCGAAACAAGAUUCAAGGACCCGCCAGCGAAGGAAAGAGCCACGAGCCAGACCCCCCGUGUCAGAGCUUACACGAUCCAUGAUAUUCGCCUUCAAACCGGCCCUGUUGAUAACAGGAUUCCGAUCAACCAAAAGUGCCACGAACAGAUUCCCGAAGGCUCCUGUACAGAAGGCCAGUUCCGAAAACGCUCCGUUUCAUUUUACGGCGGUGCGAGACCAGCAAUUCGACGGGGGCAAACAAGCGAGAAACCAACGCCCAGAAUGAUUCAGAAAGCCUCUAACUUUACUGUGCGCGAAAAUGCCGAAUACAGUUAG
Oikopleura dioica is the source of this 330-nucleotide messenger RNA. Lineage: Eukaryota; Metazoa; Chordata; Appendicularia; Copelata; Oikopleuridae. The record is from the annotation of a GenBank genome assembly.